This is a messenger RNA of Suillus plorans, 1449 nucleotides long. RefSeq lists its product as uncharacterized. Bases 37 to 1449 code for a protein of 470 amino acids. The transcript has 5 exons. The record is from RefSeq and is a predicted model, not a curated record. NCBI's taxonomy places the organism in Eukaryota, Fungi, Basidiomycota, Agaricomycetes, Boletales, Suillaceae.
GACUGGUCUGGCCAACCACGUCCCCGAACCGUGACGAUGACAAAAACUACAUCCACGACAACAUAUAAUUUGCACUCGCGCACUCGCGCUAGAGCUAGCUCAGUUUCUACCCCCGCAAGUGAAAAGAACGCACCAGUGAGAGAUGCCUAUGGAAAUUUUAUCGUUGAUCUGCUCUCUCUAGUCCAUGAAGCGUCGAAGGGUCCUGGCACAGCAGCCAAGACUCAGGAGCCCGUAGAAUCCCCUUUGACCUCAGUAGGGGGGUCCCCUGGGACCAAAACUGAGAGUCUGUCCACAUUGAGACCCACUUGCUCGUACAGCGAGGUGGUUCGUGCGAGUAGCCCUGGGAGCGACAGAACUGUCGCCCAGGAGAUUACCUUACGGCCUAAGCCAAUAUUUAGUCCGGCAGACGGUGAUAAUGAUAAUAGACUUACUGAAAGUGAGGGCAAGCAUGUCCACAGUGACGUAGCCAAAGAACCCGAGCUCACCAGCAGUGAUGAGGACGAUGACGAUCGUCCUUGGAUCCAAGUCUCCUGUAAGGGGAGAGACUGGGCCAAGACACCCGAACGGCCCUCUAAGGAGCCAUUAAGAACUUCGGCUAGAUGUGAAAGUGAUGUUAGUAGCCAGAACACACCUGCCAUGAGAGGGACAAACCUUGGUGAGGGGACUUCCAAAGGUAAAGGAGUCGAUCCCAGGAACUGGGGGGACGCAAUGCUCGAUGAAGAGGAUUUGGAUCUUGAGGAGCAGCGCGCUACACUAGAAUCCUUCAAAACAGUGAAGGAAAUCGCCAGUGAGACAGAAUUGUCUUCUGAAGACGACUUGCAUGGACCAAAUAAGAGGUCAGACCCAGUGAGAACCGGCCCUCACCGUAUCGAUGGAAAACGACAGGCUGAUCUGGUUGACUGCUCUGACAGCGUAGAUGUCCGCGACAAUGUUAUCGUUAUGGAGGUGGACAAUCUCCUUGUAGGAUGGCCGGCAUACGAAAUAAAAUUCACUCCUAAAAAACCAGGCCCCAUGAAACUCAUCAUUCGUCUUAAAGACACUGUCAAACUCAUGCAUGUCGAAGAAUCUACUGACAGUGAAGCUGAAUUAUUGUUUCCAAGCAACGGACGGAAGAGGGCUCACAAGAACAAGAAAGUCAAGAUUGACUCAGUUAUCGAUGCAAACAAAAUUGUGGAAGAUCUUGCAGCUCUCAAAAUAACGUCUACGAGUUCCGACAGUACCUCAUUCCAUGCGAAUCCUGUACGAUUGGUAGGAAUUUGUAACCCUCCAGCUGUUCCUGCCCAUGUCACUUUCAAACACAAAUUCGGCAACUCAGACAAAUCAUGGCCGCCUGUCCGCUCUCCGAGUCGGCACACUCUCAGAGAUAUUGAGAAGAACGAACAAACCAACAUGUUUCAGAUGGUCAAAGCCAUUCCUGCCGCUGUUGCAGCCGACAAAACGAACUCUUAG